AUGUCCUACAACCAAGAGUCGGCCCGCGGCGGCGCCCGUGACGAAUACUACAGCGGCCACCGCUACGAUGACUCGGACGACGAAGACUACCGCCAGGCGGAGAAGCACGCGGCGACGCACGCCGAGGGCAGUGGCGACAGCUCGCUGUUCAGCACCGCCCUCGGCCUGCUGUCGGGCAAGAAGCAGAGCCUGAAGGAGGAGGACCUGGACGAGGACGACGCCGUCAACCAGCACCGCAAGUUCUACGGCGGCGAAAGCCACGAGAGCCAGGCCACCGAGGGCAACCUCGGCGCCGCCGCCGCCAUGCAGGCCCUCAAGCUGUUCAACAGCAGCUCCGGCGGCGGUAGCAGCAGCAAGAGCGAGUUCCUCGGCCUGGCCAUGGCCCAGGCGAGCAAGCUUUUCGACGAGCAGAGCGCCCAGGGCAAGACGGAUUCGAGCGCCAGCAAGCAGGGUGCCGUCCAGCAGGCCGCCCAGAUGGCUCUGAAGAUGUAUCUGAAGUCCGACAACAGUGGCUCUGGUGGCAGCAAACCCAGCGGUUUGAUGGGCCUGGCCAGCAAGUUCUUGUAA
Messenger RNA from Diplodia corticola, 567 nucleotides. Its product is annotated as beta-flanking protein. The transcript is spliced from 2 exons. The record is from RefSeq and is a predicted model, not a curated record. Lineage: Eukaryota; Fungi; Ascomycota; Dothideomycetes; Botryosphaeriales; Botryosphaeriaceae. Bases 1 to 567 code for a protein of 188 amino acids.